Molecule: messenger RNA, 1002 nt
Organism: Peronospora matthiolae
Lineage: Eukaryota; Oomycota; Peronosporomycetes; Peronosporales; Peronosporaceae
Source: the annotation of a GenBank genome assembly
AUGAGUUCGCCUCUCGCCACGUUUCCGUCCCCCAAAAAGGUCGUCCCACCCCGAUUAUCGUUGUCUUCCAAGGAAGCCCUACAACCGACACAUUCUUCGCCUGGCAAGAAUUUUCACCAGCUGCAACCAUCUUCGUUGCCAAAGGACCCCAGCCAGGAACUACCUUCGCCAACCAUUAUGGGAGCAUCCUAUCCAAAAACAAUCCCUAAGGUUGAUGGGAGAGUAACGACCUUGCAAGACACUGUAGAUCAGGCAGUCAAGGAGAACCGUUACGGGACGGAGGAGCAAGUUGCCGAGCAUAUCCGUUACGUCUUGGUUGACAGACUGAACGUUGUUAAUGCGAUGAUAGCGCUGGAACUGGCACGUACUGACGCGUUGGUAGGGAAAUGGGCGGAGAGGAUUGAGCAGGCGCAAUUUCGUUGGUUGCGAUCCAUGGACCAUCACGAACUGGAAUCGAAAUGGCUCGGUCCAUAUCACCUUCCGUCUAUAACCGCCCGCGACAGCGAAAGUGUGAAGGCCGUCUUGAAAAGGCUUCUUCAGUACCACACCUCGCCCACUUAUCCGCUUGUCAAGAAAGUUCGCCAGCCGCUGCCAUCUCCGCCAAUCAUCCGUGACGUCGGACCACUGAAGACAAGCGUCAAGACUGACACGAAAGUGGCGACGUUGCAUGACAUUGUGCACCGGAAAUCGUCGACGAAAGUGUACGGGAACGACGAGCAGAUUGCGGAGGAAAUCCGUUACACUUUAGUAGAAAAACUGUCGCCUUACGAUGCGGCGAUGGCGCUGAACCUCGCUCGUAACGACGAGGAGGUGGGGAUCUGGGUGGAGAGGGCAGAACUUGCGCAAUUUUCUUGGUUUUUCCCGAUGUCUCCUGAUCGGCUAAAACAAAAGUUGUUGAAACUUCGUAAGAGCUCGCCCGGUUCUGCUGACGAUAAAGACGGUGUGGAGGCCGUCGUCCAAAGGUACACUCCGUUCUACAACGAAAACCAUAACGCCAGUUAA